Messenger RNA from Mesorhabditis belari, 1926 nucleotides. The record is from the annotation of a GenBank genome assembly. NCBI's taxonomy places the organism in Eukaryota, Metazoa, Nematoda, Chromadorea, Rhabditida, Rhabditidae.
AUGAAGCACAUUGUGGCCUUCUUUUAUGUUGGCUUGGCUAUCGUCUUGGCUGCUAAGAAGAAUGGAGAACCAAUCAAAGUCAUUCAUCCAUCAGACCAAGAACAACAACAAAACCCAGACGUGCCUCAACCAUUAAAUGGUGGAUCGAAGGGUGGAAAAGGGAAAAAGGACAACGAUGGGAUUCUCGACGAUGAUGAGUUUGAUGCCUACAGUAACUUCGUGAGCAAACACAAAAAGGGCAAAUCAUGCGGAGCUAACGGUACAGCAGAGUGCAAGAAAAGAAAAGGAAAUUUCGCGAAGAACUUCAAGAAGUUGAAGGAAUACCAAAAGAAAGCCACUUUCGAAGUUAACGUUAAUCCAACAAUGGACUGGUCGGAUGAGGAAUUGAAAGGGAGACUGAUGAGCAAAGAAGCAGCCGCCCAGUUUUGGUCAGGCAAGAAGAAUCAAGGAGGACGAGUGAUCGAGAAGAGCAGAAGAAAAAGAUCGAUCCCUGCAUCAUUCGAUUGGCGAACAACUGGUGCUGUGAAUGACAUAAAAAAUCAACAGAGCUGUGGAGAUUGCUGGGCAUUUGCAUCGGUGGCUUCGAUUGAGAUUAUCGACAAUCUUGUGAAUUGUCGCACCAGCAACACCACUCGUGUCACAUACUCUGAACAACAAAUCACCGAUUGUACAUAUGCUAGUCAACAAAGGGACGGCUGCCAGGGUGGAGGAGGACCCGACGCUCUCAAGUAUGUAAUCCAAAAUGGAAUCACCACUUCGGCCGCUGUUCCUUUCACGUCUGGUGCAAGCGGAAAAGGAGGUGCUUGCCCUAGCACUAUCAAUCCAAAGAAAAUGCCGAUUCGUGACUGGAUGGACCUGACGAAUGAUGUUCCCGGAAUGAUGAACUUCGUUGCCACCACGGCUCCGAUCAUUGUCGGCAUGAUGGUUUGCAACGAUUUUCAACUUGUGUACAAAAGUGGAGUCUAUGAUGGAUCGACGAAUGACAAUGUGAAUUGUGGAGCACAUGCACUCACUAUUAUUGGAUAUGGCACUGACACCAGUGGAAAAGACUUCUGGUUGUUCCGAAACUCGUGGGGAACUAGCUGGGGAAUGGGCGGAUAUGGACAAAUUUUGCGAGGAAAGAACACUCUGCAAGUUGAAACGAUGGGUGUAUCCGGGCCACUCCCGACGGUAGCCGCCAAGCAAUGCACCACAAAAACUGCUAACAAUCCAUAUUCGGCGUGCACUUGCUCAGCCGUUUCAACUGCGACUCCAACAGCUCCAUAUGCUACCCAGUCAAAGCCCGGAGAAAGCGGAUGCAUUCCAAGCACAUAUGCGCCCACUUGUUCAGGGUUUGCUAACAAUCAAUACUUGACCAUCACACUUUAUGAUGAUACAGGAAAGGUGAUUGAAACGUACAAUGGUUGUGCUCUGUGGGGAUUCAAAAAUGCCACCUGCGAGACAUCGGCUGCCGCCGGAACAACCGUCAAUUAUCCACUUUACAAAGGCUCUCGAGUUGCUUAUCACGUCUGUAAAAGUGUCGACAAUUAUGUGUGCUCUCCACCAGUACCAGCCAAUCCAGUAACAACAACGACCACAAAGCCUACCACUAGCGCUCCAAAAUGCACCUGCACAGCCGUUUCAACCUCAACUCCAACAUCUCCCUAUGCCACUCAACCAAAAGCUGGCGUAAGCGGCUGUACUCCAAGUGUGUAUUCGCCCACUUGCCCAGGAUUUGCAAGCAAUCAAUACUUGACCAUCACACUCUAUGAUGAUACAGGAAAAGUGAUCGAAACGUACAACGGAUGUGGUCUGUGGGGAUUGCGAAACGCCAGCUGUGCGACUUCGGCUGCCGCCGGAACGACAAUCAAUUAUCCACUCUAUCAAGGCUCUCGAUUUGCCUAUCAUGUCUGCCAAGCAGUCCCCAACACUGUUUGCUCUCUAUCC